AUGCCAGUACGGGGUAUACUUCCCAUGACUUGCCACGCGCUGGUGUGGACCCUCGCGAUUGCUUUCCUGCUGUGGGCGACGGGAGCUAACGCUGGUGCCGCCCAGUACGACACCGCCACCCCGCACUCCCCACCGUAUCACAAGUACAGAAAUGUGUUACCGCAUUACAACAGUUAUGACCGAGGUGACGUCAGUGAAUCUAUCGACCCAGAACCAACGGGCUACAAGAUCGCGCCCUCCGAGCUUAUUCUCUCCGGUCUGCGAACUAUUUUAGAUGUGGUUAGAAAAAUGAAUAAGAAGAGAUUGACUAGCAAGACUCCGGAAAAUCCUUUGAAUACAACAGCCGUUCAGAUGCCUCGAGCAAGAACGUCCAAUGGUACGUCAUUGGAUAGCGGGCGAGGUUUCGAGGAUUUUUACGAUGAGCACGGCUACCACGACCACGACCACGACCACGACCACGACCACGACACCACGACCACAGCAAAGCCAAUGAAGCAGGGUCGGUACACUGAUCCCUGGGCCGGCUACUACGAUUGGGUCAUUAACGAGGGUUCUUUCAAAUUCUGGAGCGUAUUUCAGCUUUUUACCGCCGCUCUUCUUCUGUACGCGUGUUUGUCGGCCAUCUACUAUGCAAAAUUCAACCCUAUCCUGCCGGACUACACUAUGGAAUACGAUGACUACUUUUUGGAAAGAACGGUGGGACGAAACGCGAGGAGUGUAGAAUCCUGGGAACUCCCGUCAGGACUCAGCUGGAUGAACGCGCGCAACUUCCAAUUCAUUUUGGACGCUAUAGCGACGCAUUACGAAGACCAA
Messenger RNA from Iphiclides podalirius (scarce swallowtail), 813 nucleotides. The record is from the annotation of a GenBank genome assembly. NCBI's taxonomy places the organism in Eukaryota, Metazoa, Arthropoda, Insecta, Lepidoptera, Papilionidae.